Messenger RNA from Salmo salar (Atlantic salmon), 2987 nucleotides. The record is from RefSeq and is a predicted model, not a curated record. Lineage: Eukaryota; Metazoa; Chordata; Actinopteri; Salmoniformes; Salmonidae.
AUGGCGCCCUGGGCGAACCCCCCCUUCAGCGCCCGCCCCGCCCACACCCGGGAGCGCCCCUUGUUGCCCCCGGUGGUCAGGCUGAUGAGGGAGAGGACACUGGGGAACAGUGUGACCAGGCUGUACAACCAGCUGAGGGAGCAGCACAGCCUGACCUGGAUGAGUCGGACCCUGGACUACCUGUCCGUCUGUGACCACUUUGUGGUCCCAGGUGCCGCACCACUGAGGGUAAUACCUCCUCCUCCCUUUUUGGAUGUGCCCUCAGCCCAGUGGCUGCUGACUGUCCACGGCUACGACGUUCUUUUCCAGCUGGAGGACUUUAAGGCCAGAGUCACCUCCACCUUUGGGUCCAUCCUGAAGAUGGAUUCAACCAAGAAGGUGACCAAGAAACUAGCUGGGAAGGCACACGGGACAGCAGCGUGGGCCACAAACGUGGGUAAUGAGUACGGCCAGGUGCUCAUUACGGUCCUCACAGACAGCGAAGGAGAGGGCCUGCUCGACAUGGCAGCUGGCCUCCAGCAGCGCUACGGUAGAGCUGGAGUGGCACCUCCCAAGCUGCUGUAUGUCAACCGGGACUGCUGCGCCCUGAUGGGAAAGGGGAAGACGGCAGCCAUGUUCAGCCAGUGGGCUGAACUCAUCGUCCGGCUGGAUGUGUGGCACUUCAUCCGUCGCUUUGCUCGGGGAGUGACCACAGAGAUCCAUCCUCUCUAUGCUCUCUUUAUGCAGCGGCUCUCCUCCUGCAUGUUGGUGUGGUGUGCAGAUGAUGUGGAGCGCCUGCGGGAGGCCAAGCGAGGUGAGCUCAAGGAGAGCCACAUCACGGGGCUCAGCGACGCACAACUGAUGAAGAGGAUCAGCCUGAAGGAGAUGGCUCGGCACUGUCGUCGCCGCACGCGCGGGGCGGAGGAGACCGAGCGUCUCAUCGGGGAGCUCCUGGACACCUUCAUGGAUGCCACAGACACCAUAGGCAUCCGGCUCCUGGACCGUGACCGAAUGACCCCCCCUGAUGUCAGCAUCUACACCAACAAGAGCAAGGACGUGACCAAGGGAGGGGUCAUCCUGCCUGUGUUGCGCUGCUCACGUGGGUCCACCUCCCUGGAAUCUUUCCACCUCCACCUCAACCGCUUCAUUCCUGGAACAAGUGCGUGUGCCGAGCACUUUCAGGCCUACCUCCUUGAAGGGUUGGUUAGGUGGAAUGAGGACCGUGCCGAAGCGGGCUGCAGUCUGGUGAAGGAUCAUACAAGGCCUGCAAAGUACACUGGGGAACUCAUUGGGGUCGACUACCUCUUCUCCCAGACCCAUGGUGACCAGAGGCUGGAGUCCAACCUCGGUAAGGACCCGGAUGUCCCAGACGGGACACCUGAUGUAUUUGAGGGAGGAGAGGGAGAGGAGGAGGACCUGAGCGAGCUUGAGGAGGAGGAGGAUGACCCCACCAUGUCCUUGCCCGCCCUCGAUGACAGUCUCCCAGCAGUACCUCCACUCAGGAAGGCCACUCCACCGCUCACUAAGCCCACUCAACCCAACUCAUCCCAGGUACCUGUCGUCACACCCCCUGAUGACACUAUGGAGGUGGACACUACACCAGCUGCCAGUCAGGACCUGGAGGAUGACGAGUACAUAGGACCUGAUGGGGUUAGUGGAUACCAGCACGUGGUCCUCCUUGCCAAGAGUCUGGUGAGGCUCCUGGAGGGGCCAUGGAUCUCUAAUAGGCAAAUAGAGGAGAUCAUGGCUCUCUGGGGAAAUCUCCCGGAAAGAGACAAGGCGGCUGUCUCCUACCCAGAGAGGUUCCGGGACCGAGUCCUGCAGGGGCGCUUUAAAAAUUCCAAGAACUCCACCGUGAAGGGGGAAGAGAGUAUGAAGCGCUCCCUGCUUGGCCAAGGCUCUGGACCUGCUCAGUGGCCCAACACCAGCAGGACAGUGGAGGCCAUUUUUGUGGAGCUGUGCCACAAGCACCCUGCUGGCAAGACGGUUCUUGGUAACCGGGUCAACAGGUGGGGUGCUAUCCUGGGGGACUACAGGAGGAUCAGGACCAUGGUGCUGGGCAGCCCAAACCUGAAUACACACACAAGGCUGCAACUGUUUGAGGUCAACAAGCUGACCUUGACACAGUGGUACAACAAACGGAUAUCCUCUAUGGAGAGAGUGGCCCUGCACCAGACCCAGGACAGCAUGACUGCAGAGAGGGAGGAGUCAGGCCCCUUCCACGCUGCAGUAAGGAGCACUUCACCGCUGCCAGGCCCAUCAACCAGCAGCACCUACCAGCUGCCAGAGGACAGAACGGGGCAGGCUACACAGCGUGGCAGAGCAGCAACUAGUCAGCCACUGCCACCUCUACCGCCACCAGUCUCCCAAGAGCGCCCUCGACCUCCACUCUUCCCCCUCCUCCUGCUGGACCCAAGGUCUCCAGGACCACCGAAUGGAGGAGGAAGAAGAAGCUGGAGUCUGGCAUUACAGUAAGAGCGCACAAGCCAUACGAAGGCUAUAAGUGCUCUAAAUGUGGCAAGCCAAAAACUUCUGAAUUUGGACACAGUAUGUACGGUAAUGUGAGAUUCUGUGCCGCUACCUCUGGUGGCCAAACUGUUGAGGAGUGGCUGGCACUCAUGAGGGCCCAGCAUGGUGCUAGCAAAGGCCAGUAAACUGACUGACUGACUGGUGUGUAAAGUAGUUUUUGUACAUAUGUUCUUUGUUGCUUUGUUUUUUUAUGACAUUGAUUGUUUGUACCUUUUUAGCUCAUUUAAAAUUCUUAACUUGUUAACAAAGUGUGUGUGUAUUAUGCUGUGUUGUUUCACACUUGACAUUCCCUGUGAAAUAAAUAACUUUUUCUCCCUUGGAAUUCAUUUAGAUUUAUUGUCAUACACUGUCUUUAAAGUUUAAUAAACACACUGUUUGCAGCACAGAAAAAACAGGCAAGUUCUACUGAGACAUUUGAGAUGACCAGCAGAUACUAUAGGUGACAGCAGGGAGUCAACCACCCCCAGCCCCCCAAUCGA